This is a messenger RNA of Prorocentrum cordatum, 516 nucleotides long. The record is from the annotation of a GenBank genome assembly. NCBI's taxonomy places the organism in Eukaryota, Dinophyceae, Prorocentrales, Prorocentraceae.
AUGCGGCAGUCCUUCUACAGCCUUGGACCGUACUGGGAAGCCGCCGGCGCGCUGGAGGCGCUGCGGCUGGACGGCGACGAGUACUGGGGUCGGCCACUGCGGGUGGAGCUCAAGCGCGACGUGGACGCGAGGUCUGGAGCCGAGGCGUUCGUGAGCGGUCUGCGGCCAGGCACGAGCGAGGAGGCGGUGCGGGAGUUCUUCCGCGGGUGCGGGGAGAUCUUGUCGGCGAGAUUACCGAAGGACCAGGACAACAGGUCCAAGGGCGUGGCCUUCAUCACCUUCCUGUCAGAGGCGGCGCUGUCCAGCGCCCUCGGGCUCAGCGGGAAACUGCUGGACGGGCGCGAGCUCACUGUGGGCAAGGCCAGGAGGAUGGACCAGCCGAAGGGCGCGAAGGGCUCCAAGGGCGGCCGCUCGAAGAACGGCGGGGCCAAGGGCGGGGGGAAGGAGAAGGGCAAGCGUGAUGGCAAGGGCUCCGGCAAGGGCAGGGGCGGCAAGGGGGGCCGGAGCGACCGUUGA